Strongylus vulgaris is the source of this 402-nucleotide messenger RNA. Lineage: Eukaryota; Metazoa; Nematoda; Chromadorea; Rhabditida; Strongylidae. The record is from the annotation of a GenBank genome assembly.
AUGGCUGCCUUAAACGGCAACCUUGCCGAGCAUCUUCAGAAUCAGCUAUCGUAUGCGAAUCUACAAGCCUGUGGUGACAUCAAACCAUUCACACCAUCGCCAUCAUACAAACGAAUGGCGCAAAGGCGGAAAGUGCCAGAAGGAGAAUUAUGUGCAGUGUGCUCAGAUCUUGCAACAGGUUAUCAUUAUGGAGUGGCGAGCUGUAAUGGGUGAAGGAUUCGUGUACCGUUUACCUACCCUAACUCUGCAAUGAAAUUCUGUGGUCAUGCAUCUGGAAUAGGGCCGAUUACUGAGGCUAAACGGAUGCAGUCCUAUGAUCUGGGCCAUCUACCAUCUAUUAGGCGCAACCCAGCAGAGAGGGCCUGCAGUACGUACGAUGAAGAUAUGGAUCUUUAUGACUGA